UAAUAGCUAUCUUGUUGCUAGACGACCCCGUGUGCCAAACCGUUGAGAAAACACAAACCUCUGAUUAAAAAGACGGCGACACUUUAACGAAUAUCCGUAAGAAAUGGUUAACUGGCUGUUUCACCGGAUACACGUUUUAUUCCCGCAAACGAGGUGUUCAAGUUGUAGAACAGCGGGCGUCUCUUUUGUAACCUCAUGUUUUUAACACUAAUAGCCAGAGGACCCAGCUGAACAGAAGCCUUUUGGCUGAAAAAGGAUGGAAACAUUACAAGAAGGAAAAGUCGAAGUUUUCAGGCUAACGUGUCUUUUGUUUAUCAGUUAUGUUCAGUGCAACUAAAAUGUCUUUGGUGGCAAGUGAUGUCCCAACUGAUGAGGACUGCGACGAGCUGCUGGAGGAUGGUUUCACUCUUCCUGCUGAUAUUUCAGGAAAGAGUACAUCAAGAAAAAAAUCAGCUGGCAAGCCUCCACCUUCUCCAAGGUCUCCAUAUCUUUUCAGUCUGAAUAUGAACUCCAAAAGAGCAGCAGUGGCAGCCUGGAGACUACCGAGGCCCUCCUUGGGGGAUACUAGAGGUGACAUUUCAAGGGAACAUUUCUUGGCUCGCCAGACGUCUCUCAGUAACGGGCAUGAGUCUGAUGAUAGUCCACAGCUGCUAACACAGAAAUCAAGCAUAAGGAAACACCUUUUUGCAUCUAAUGGUUUUGCUAUAGGGGCUUGUGACCACAAGGACAAAGAGGGCAUGUAUGAUGAGAUCAUUCGCCUCAAAAAGAGUCUCCAGGUUCAGAAGUCUGACAACCAGCAAACGAAAGCCAAACUUCGGCGCCUGGAGGAAGACAAUGCUAAGAGAGUGAAACAGAUUGAAGAACUCCUGGACCCCACAAAGGGCUCUGAAUACUCUCGUAGUUUGGUCGAUAAGAAAAAGGAGGGGAGUGUGAUUGUCAAUGGGCUGAAGCAGAGAAUCCUAAAACUAGAGCAGCAAUGUCGAGAGAAAGAAAAUGCUUUGAGUAAACUGCAAAGUGAAUUGAGGACCAUCAACCUGGAGGAGCUGAAGAUCACUGUAGAAACAUACUUUGAAGAGAUCCAAAGAUUGAGGAUACUUUUAGAUGCUGCAGAGAAAAGUCGAGCAGAGAGUAAAUGCUCUCAGAGGCAGCAGAAAGCUUUAAACUCCACAGUUCAUCGCUUGGCUGAAAAUGUGAAGCAUCUUCAACAGGAAAACGCAGCGCUCAGAGAAGAGCUUGACACAGACAGUCCUGCAGCUGGAAUUAAAGGUUACAGAGAGUGGAGCAGGCAGAGGUUGUUGAGAAGAUUGUUAGAGGUGGAGAGGAGGCUGGAGGACAGCAGAAGACACACCCCUUCAGCAAAGAGCAGUGCCAGAUUGGAUAAGAAGGUCCAGACUAUGCCUACUGAGGCUCCAGGGCUUACCAUGGCAACAGAGGCUGUGGUCUCUGUGGGAACAGUCACUGAGCAAGAGAGAGAGGUUUCUGAUCUGAGGGAACACCUCAGCCAAUUGGAGGAGGAGAUUUCAGAGCUUCAAGAGAGGCUGACAAAUAAAAAUGAUGAACUGAUGGAGCUGAGGAAAGAAACAGAUGAACUGGUAGAAGAGACUGAACAACUGAAAGCUGAACAGAAAGAACAACUGGACACAAUGGAACAGCAGCAUAGACAGGAGUUGGAGCAGUUGUUGUCGAGGAUUGUAACUCUGGAGGAGGACAGAAGAAAAAUUGUACAGGCUGAGGUCUGCUCAACUCCUCCGACAAUAACGGAGCAUCUCGAGGAUGCUCAGCACAGAACAGGGCAGGAGGAGGAAGAGGAGAGGGCCCCUGGACAUCAGGAAAAGGGGGAGGAAGAAGAGGAAGCACUGGGGAUGGAUGCAGAGAUGACAAAAAAAGAAAAGGCAGCUUCGAUCAUCCAGACAAACUGGAGACAGCACAGACAGAAGGACAUUGUGAUGCUACAGUCAGUGAUGAGGGGCCAUCUCUUCAGAGAUUCAUGGCUGAAAGACCUUCUGAAAAACACAGAGAAGAAGGCUGAAGUAUCCCUCAACGACAGAAACUCUGGCGGUGGAGGGCUGGAUGUUGCUGCCUUGACACUGAUACAAUCUGCCUUCAGGGGACAUUUGGCUCGUUGUAGUCUUGCAAUAAAAAGCUCAGGGUUUGUUGUGCCUUCUCCAGCUGAAAACUAUCCACUUGCUCUGGUACCGAGAGGGGCUGAUUUACCGGAUGCUCCUAGCAGAAAAGGUUCUAUGUAUCUUAGUAAAAAUGGUCAAAAGGAAGAAGAUCUUGAUCCUAUCUCAAUAACUGAUGUCUCCAGCAGGUCACACACACAAGCUCAUGGAAAGCUCCGUUCCACAGCAGAGUUUGAUGCAGACGCUGCAGUGGGAUCUGAUGAUUCUGAUGACAUUAUUGUAUCUCCAUCACGUCCAUUGAGAAGCAGAGAAACCUUGAUGCUUUAGAUGUUCAGCUGUUGUAUGAAGAAUCCUUAUUAAUCUUUCAGCGGCGUCCCACAUCCCUAUAAAUUCGCCUGAUUGUGUGUCUGUAUGCCUGAUAUGAAACCCAUAAACACGAUCUCACACUAUAAUGCACUAUAGUGAAAUUAUGGCUGAUCCUUGAGGUAUGAUGAGGAAGCGAAUCUCAUCUGAUGCACUGCUGAGCCAAACUGUGAAUAAAUUAUAGAUCACUCUGCUGCAAUACUGAACUGUCAUUCCAAUGGUAGGAUACACAGGUGUAUGUAUUAGUAAUACUAAUAAAACCUGUGCUUUAAGAAAGGCAAUUUGUAAAGCUGUCAAAAAUGGAUGACUGCAAUUUUAUGGGUGUAUAACCUAAUGUGUGAGGCCUUCAAUAAAAUGCUGUUUUUAUAAA
This is a messenger RNA of Girardinichthys multiradiatus, 2856 nucleotides long. RefSeq names its product IQ motif containing E (gene iqce). The record is from RefSeq and is a predicted model, not a curated record. The transcript is spliced from 22 exons. The coding region runs from base 321 to 2450 and encodes 709 amino acids. Gene Ontology annotation, molecular function: protein binding. Lineage: Eukaryota; Metazoa; Chordata; Actinopteri; Cyprinodontiformes; Goodeidae.